GGCUGCCCGUAGACUGAUAACGCGAAGCAGUACGUAGUGCGCAUGUGCAGUGCGGCUCACGGCCGGGUGUGUCGGUUCCGCCGUCUAUUGGUCCUGGUUUCCGGUCAGUAUGUCGGACGCCUCGGUGGCCGAUACCCGCCGUCUAAACUCCAAACCCCAGGACCUGACAGACGCGUAUGGCCCGCCCAGCAACUUCCUCGAGAUUGAUAUCUUCAACCCGCAGACAGUGGGAGUCGGACGAAACCGGUACACCGUGUACGAGGUCCGCAUGCGGACAAACUUGCCGAUCUUUAAACUGAAGGAUUCCACUGUUAGAAGACGAUACAGUGAUUUUGAGUGGUUGAAGAAUGAACUGGAGAGAGACAGCAAGAUUGUGGUUCCGGCAUUACCAGGGAAAGCAUUGAAGAGACAGCUCCCAUUCAGAGGAGAUGAAGGCAUUUUUGAAGAGUCUUUCAUUGAAGAACGACAGCAAGGACUGGAGCAGUUUAUUAACAAGAUCGCCGGACAUCCCCUUGCACAGAAUGAACGAUGCCUGCAUAUGUUCUUGCAGGAUGAGACAAUUGAUAGGAAUUAUGUGCCAGGCAAAGUGCGCCAAUGAGAGCUCUAGUCAAAUCCUUCCCCUCCGCUCCCUCACACACAGCAUUGCCUGCUAAAUUACAUUUAUUUUUACACUAUAUUUCCACUUGUCCCCUGUCUUCAAGACCCCCGGUGUCAUCCAUGAGUCCAUCCUGUGUUUUUGUUUUUUAAUUUGUCUGCAUCACUACCUCCCCCCACCUCUGAAUGCUGCAGCUAGUAGAAUUUAGCAAGCCUGUUCAUUCCCAUCCUCUCCCUUAUCUGGGUUAGGGAGUGAUGCAACCUGGCCUUUAUCUUCCAAAUUGCUAGCUCUGAAUAGCUCCGAGAUGCUAGUUAUACUGACUUAGAGAUAAGUGGUUUCCCUUCCUAGCAUCAUUCUCUAAGGUGACUGUUCAGAGCAACCUUCAUGAAAAAUACUUUUGUUCUAGUGAACGUUCAUACAUGCCCUGGAGUGCUAUUUCAAGUGGAGUACUUGUUAUCCCUUACUUGUCCAUGACUUGCUGUGUCCCAGGUCUUGGAGUGACUAAGCAAGUAUGCACUCCCCUGCUCCUUCCAUACCCACUACCCACCCUCUCUGUAUUAUCACUACAAGUGUGCUGUUUAUUUGAAGUCCUCAGAUAAUGUAUAGGCAUCUGUCUGCUGCACAGCCAAAAAUGUGUAUUCUCUGAUAUGUAAAUGGUUAUAACAGAUCACCACAUCCACUCCAAUUGAAUCCAGUUCCAGCGCAAAAUGCAUCACUACAUUGAAGAUCAGAAGUAACACGGUCUGUGUGGACUUGCCGCUCAGUAUUUGUGUCUACUGCAGAUAACUGUAGUGACUGAGUGCUCCAAACAAAGUGAAAUAAGCGAAUAUAAGAGCUUCAAGCAUUGUUUCUGACUAUGGAGAACUUAGCUAGUACUAUACACUGGCCUCUAGAGAAUGGGGGUCUCUGGUCACUGGUCAGCUCUGGAAAUGUAGGGAAUGAAGGACAUGACCAUUAACAGCAUUUCGUUUGUUUUGCUACAUAUAUAUAUAUAUAUAUAUGGUUAGCCCUUGUGGUUGGUUGGGAGGGAGAAGCUUAUUUAAUAAUGAUCCGCUUUCGGGGGCAGUGGGCAUAGUAGCUAUUGUUAAAUGAGAGGCUGUCAUGUGACCUGUAUGGGCUGACCAGUUAUUACACUCAGACCUGGGCUUAUGAGCAUCUUUGCUGCUUGUGUCCUUGUGCUGGAGACCAUGUCUGUGUAUAUAAAUAUCUAUAUCUGA
Molecule: messenger RNA, 1812 nt
Organism: Pseudophryne corroboree (corroboree frog)
Lineage: Eukaryota; Metazoa; Chordata; Amphibia; Anura; Myobatrachidae
Gene: SNX12
Product: sorting nexin 12
Exons: 4
Coding region: 110-598 (162 amino acids)
Biological process (GO): late endosome to Golgi transport; endocytic recycling
Cellular component (GO): retromer complex; early endosome membrane
Molecular function (GO): phosphatidylinositol-3-phosphate binding
Source: RefSeq, a predicted model, not a curated record